AUAUCAUGGGGUGCAGAACUCUGUGCUUUGGACUAUUAUUUAUUCUCUUUGCUUAUUAUAUUUAUAUUCCCAUCCCAGAAAACAUUGAAGAAACCUGGAAAAUAGGGUUCAUGAAUACUGUGCUAAAAAUGACUUCACUUACGGCUAAGUUAUUUGAAAAUAUAGGUCUUAUGAGGUAUGAAGAAUUAUUUGUCAUUUUAACGAAUCUGGACAUGACAGAACCAAUUUCAGAUGAAAACAUUACAGUGACUGACACAACCUUUAGUGACAUUCCAGUACGUUUGUAUUUACCAAAAUGGAAGUCACAAAGGCAGAGACCGGCUGUAAUUUUUCUUCACGGUGGUGCCUUUGUCUUGGGAAGUUGCAAGAAUUCGCCUUAUGAUUUGCUGAACAGACAGACGGCAAACAAACUUGAUGCUGUUGUUGUGGGAGUGGACUAUAGACUAUCUCCUCAAUAUCAAUUCCCCAUUGCCCUUGAAGAUGCUCUUUCUGUGGUCAAGUUCUUUCUACAGGACAAAAUUCUUGAACAAUAUAGGGUGGAUUCCACCCGAAUCUGUAUCUCGGGUGAUAGUUCCGGGGGUACAUUGGCAGCAUCAGUGACUCAACAGCUAAAGAAUGACCCAGUAUUCAAAAAUAAAAUUAAGGCACAAGCUUUAAUUUACCCUUUUUUACAAAUAAUUGAUUCCUUCACGCCAUCUCACCGAGAAAAUGAACAUGGCCCGCUUCUAACAAGGGAUAUUGCAGCUAAAUUGGGAGCCUUGUAUGUGACCAAAGAUGAAGCACUUUCUCAGGCAAUAAUAAAAAACAAACAUAUUCCUCAAGAAUCAAGACAUCUAUUCAAGUUUGUUAACUGGAGUAUCUUUCUUCCUGAUAAGUUUAAAAAGAACCAUAUUUAUAGGGAACCAAUUCUUGAAAGAUUUAACUUAUCAUAUCCAGCACUUUUGGAUAGUAGGUUAUCACCCUUGUUAGCCAAUGAUUCCCAGUUACAAAAGUUGCCUUUAACUUAUGUUCUCACCUGUCAACAUGAUAUUCUAAGAGAUGAUGGACUUAUAUAUGUCACACGACUUCAAAAUGUUGGAGUUAACGUUGUUCAUGAUCACAUAGAGAAUGGAUUCCAUGGAGCUCUAUCAUUCAUAACAUCACCAUUUUAUUUACUCAUGGGCAUUAGAAUAAAAAAUAAGUAUAUUACUUGGCUAGAAGAAAAUCUAUAAAUCCAUAAAUCAUACAUGUCAGCAGAUAAUCAUUUAGUUAGUAUUAUAAUCCAAAGAUUAUGUUUGAAAGUCUUGUGAGUUUCAUGGACAGAACAAUGGCAUGAGUUUGGGAUAAAUCAAAGUUUAAAUCAGAGUAACUUCAAAUCUAAGUUUAAAUUGUGUACCUUAGAACAAAUUAUUUAGUUUUUCUACUCUUUAACCUUGCUAAAGUUAAGACAUUAUUGUAUUAUUCCCAUUUUAUAUAAUUUACUUGUUAAACACUAAAUAUCCACUAAUACCAGUAAAGUAUAAAAGUGAGUAUGAUUAUAGGCAAAGUAGGCAUAAAAGUUUCUGGGCAGUGAUAGGAAUGGUAAUGGCAAGUGAGGAAAAAAUUUAAGGAAGGAAAAUUGCAAUGAACUUUGUAUGAGGGUAUCCCUACAUUACAUUGCAGCCAUUUUUUCUAUUAGAUAUGUCCCAUACAUUACUUACAUCUGCCCAAUGUAAAUUCUAUUAGUUUUUCCCCAUUCACUUAAUAAAAACUAAGUCUGAUUUCAAAUGUAUUGCUAGGAUUCUUUGCCUAUAGAAGAGGAAAAAAUUAACUUCUGGACUCUAAAUUAUUUCUAUAGCCUGAAAUGUUCACCCUUACUCAGACUUUUAGCAAACUCACUACAAACUUUUAGCAAAUUUUACUACAUUGAUUGCUAUGUGCUGAUUAUUAAUCCAAGGAGCUUCCUAAUGAACUAUACAUGUCAGCCAAAAUUAUUUAUUCUAUUAUGGUGAAUUCCAGGUUGAAUCAUAUAUCCUCAUGCAGGAUAUGCAAGUAGCAAGAUAACCUCUGGAAUUCUUUCUUGUGAUGAUGAGUUCAAUACUCAUCAUGUAGCCUAUUCUAACCUCAUAACUAAAAUGCAUUCCCAUUUUGAGGCGUAAGAAGUAAUGUCUAAUUUUUGAGGUCCUUGUGAGGCUGCUAUUGCCUGAUGUUGUUUUCUCUGUUCUGAGUCUUUUAUAAAUGCUUGGUAAAUAUGGUAAUGUGUAAAUUUACUUGUUUCUGUGGAUUUGAUUGAUAACUAAAUACCAAAAUUUUUUCUUUUGGUCUGCCGCUUAUUCAUUUGCUGUUUGGCCAUCUCAACAAUAAUCUU
This is a messenger RNA of Callithrix jacchus (white-tufted-ear marmoset), 2326 nucleotides long. Its product is annotated as arylacetamide deacetylase-like 2. NCBI's taxonomy places the organism in Eukaryota, Metazoa, Chordata, Mammalia, Primates, Cebidae. The record is from RefSeq and is a predicted model, not a curated record. Gene Ontology annotation, molecular function: carboxylic ester hydrolase activity. Gene Ontology annotation, cellular component: membrane.